AUGGAGCUGUACAACGAGGAGAUCAACGACCUGACGACGACGGGCCCGGGGUCGCGCAACCUGCGGGUCCAGGAGGACCGCGAGCUCGGGGUGUGCGUCAAGGGGCUCGCGGAGGAGCUCGUCGCGACGCCCGAGCACGUCCUACAGCUCCUCGAGCGCGGGGAGCGCCACAGGCACGUGGGAGAGACGAAGAUGAACCAGCAGUCGUCGCGGUCGCACACGAUCUUCCGCAUGGUCGUGGAGUCGCGGGCGCGCACCGCGGGGGGCGGGUCGGCGACGGAGACGGCGUCGCCCGCGUCGACGGUGGCGUCGGGGGAUCAGCCGCGCGGGCAGGACAGCGUCUGGGUGUCGACGCUCACGCUCGUCGACCUCGCGGGCUCCGAGCGCGUCUCGAAGACCGGCGCGGAGGGCAUGCGCAUGAAGGAGGGCGCGGCAAUCAACAAAUCCCUUCUCACGCUGGGCACAGUCAUCUCGAAGCUCAGCGAGGGCGAGUCUGGGCACAUCCCGUACCGCGACUCGAAGCUCACGCGCAUCCUCCAGCCCUCCCUCGGCGGCAACGCCAAAACGGCCGUCAUCUGCGCCGUCACGCCGGCGAGCAUGCACGUGGAGGAGACGCACUCGACGCUGCGGUUCGCGUGCCGCGCCAAGCAGGUCACGAACCACGCGGUGCAGAACGAGGUGCUCUCGGACGCCGCGCUCCUCAAGCGCCAGCAGCAGGAGAUCGAGGCCCUGAAGCGGCGCCUGGCGGACGGCAGCGACGCGAGGGGGGUGUCGGAGCUCGACGCCCUCCGCGAGCAGCUGCGGCGGUACGAGGCGGAGCUCGCGCGGUACGCGGAGGCCUCGCGCGAGAGCGGGAUGAUGUCGGGCAGCGAGGGCGCGGCCCCCCCCGACGCUGCGGCUGCAGAGGACACCGUCGUCGGCGGCGGGUCGCGGCGGGCGACGUUCUGCGUGCUUCGCGCCGCGGGGAUGUCGCAGGCCGCAGACGGCUCGUCCCGCGGCAGCGUCCCGGCGCAGAUGCGCGUCGGGGGCAAGCGUGCCGUGAGCGCCGCCAUGCUGGGCGCGCCCGUGGGCCCGCUGAAGCAGCAGCGCACGGCGUCCCCGGGCGCCGCGAACGACGGCGCGAUGCGGCAGAUCCGCGAGCUCCAGGAGCAGCUCGACGCGGCGGAGGCGCAGCUGGUGCAGGUGGUGCGGGAGCGCGACAGGCUGGUGCCUCAGCUCGAGGAGACGCGGUGGCGGCUGCGGCAGGCGGAGCGGAAGAGCGUGGCGAGCGGGGCGCAGGAGGGCGAGGCGCAGGGGCUGCGGCGGGAGCUAAGCAGCAUGGGGGCGCGGAUGGAGGAGGCGGCGGCGGAGGCGCAGCGCAGGGUGGCGGAGGCGGACGGGCGCGCGGCGGACGCGGCGGCCGAGGCGGCGGCGCUGCGGGUCGAGCUCGAGGGCGCGAGGAACGACCUCGUGCAGGAGCGCGAGGCCACGGCCCGCGCAAACGCCAAGGUCGACGAGGUGCGGGAGCGCGAGGCCGCGCUGGGCGCCGCGAUCAAGGAGCACGAGGCGGCAGCGGAGCGCGCAGCUGCGGACGCAGCCUCCACGGCGGAGCGCCUGCGCGCGUCCGAGGCCCGCGUCGCCGAGCUCUACGACGAGACCCUCCGCCUCGAGGCCCAUUGCCAGGACCUCGAGUCCCGCAAGCGCCCCCCGCUCUACCAGCGCAAGCAGGAGGCGGAACUGCAAGCAUACCGCGAGAAGGCCGAGGCCGCGGAGCUGCGCGCGCUCGAGAUGGAGGCCGAGGCGAAGGUCGCGCGGGACGCGCGCGAGGCGGACCGUCGCGCCCUCCGCGACGCCAAGACCGACCUGGAGGAGCUGCGGCAGCGACACGCGCGCGAGCGGGAGGAGCUGGAGGAGGCGCACGCGGCGGCGGAGAAGCGGCUGAGUGCGGAGCGCGCUGUGGCGCUCAAGGAGCUCGAGUCGACGCGUGCGGCGCUCGGCGCGCGCGUCGAGAGCCUGCUGGAGGCCACGCGGGAGCUCGAGGCGGAGCGCGUGGGGCUGCAGGAGCGGCUCGCGGCGGCGAACGACGUCGCGGACGCGCUGCGGCGCGCGGAGGCGGAGCUGAGCGAGGCGGCGGCGGAGGCGCAGGCGUGCGCGGACGCCGCGGCGUCGCGGAACCGGGAGCUCGAGGACGCAAUGGAGGUGGCGUGUGCCGAGCGCGACGCGGCGGUGGCGCGCGCGGAGGAGGCCGAGGGGCGCGCGGAGAGCGCGGGGGCGGAGAAGCUGGACCUCGAGGCGGAGCUGGCGCGCGCGGCGGGGGCGCUGAACGCGGCGAACGAGCUGCGGGACCUCAAGGCGCGGCACCGCCAGGAGACGGCGCGCCUCAAGCAGGAGAAGAUCGCGGCGGAGCGGAGCCUGAAGACGACGGGGGCGAAGGGCAGCAAGGACGCGGAGCUCGCGCGGAAGGAGCUGGACCGGACGCGGGAGCGGCUGGCGAAGGUCGAGGAGCGGCUGAAGGCGGCGCUGGGGGACAAGAGCGCGGCGGUGGCGGAGCGGGCGCGCGCGGAGGGGGAGCUGAAGAAGCUGCAGCGGGACCACGCGCUGGCGUCGAAGAAGCUCGAGCGCAUCGAGGAGCGCGAGGCCAAGAAGCGCGAACACAUCCAGCAGGAACUCACGGCUGCGAAGGCCCAGGUCGAGGAGCUGACGCGGCGCUUUGGCGACGUGGGCAACGAGCUGGACCGGGUGCGCACCGAGCUGGACGAGCGCACCUCGGAGGCCUCGCGCACUACGAUGGAGCUCAACGGCACCAAGAGCGACCUCGCAGCGUCGCGCGGGCGCUGCACGGAGCUCCAGGACGCCUUGCAGGACGCCGAGACGGCGCGGGACGACGCCGUCGGCAAGUGCACCGCGCUCGAGGGCGAGCUCGCGUCGUCGAAGGCGGAGGUCGAGCGGCUGCGCGAGCAGGUCGCCGAGGUCGAGGGCGCGCUCGAGGAGCUGCGCGCGGAGUACGCUGGCGAGAAGGAGCGGCUGGAGGGUCUGGUGGAGACGACGAAGUCUGACGGGGCGCGGGCGCUCGCGGACGCCGAGGCGGCGCACGCGGCGCAGGUGGCGGCGCGCGACGGCGAGAUCGCGGACGUGACGCAGCGGCUGGCGGCGUGCGAGCGUGCGCGGGACGAGGCGGAGGCGCGGCUGCCGGAGAUCGAGCACCUGCGCGGGGAGCUGGCGGACGCGGGCGAGAAGCUCGCUGCGGCGGAGUACGCGCGCGGGGAGGCCGAGGAGUGCGCGAAGUCGACGGAGGAGCGGCUCACGGCGGAGCGCGACGUGCUGCGGAACCAGGUCGCGGACAUCGCCGCGGAGCGGGAGCGCCUGAGCGCGGACCUGACGUCAGCGCGCGCGGCCGAGUCCGAGGCGACGAAGCGCGGCGCGGAGCUCGCGGCGGAGCUCGACGCCGCCCGGCACGAGGCGUCUGUGCUGACGACGAAGCUCGAGGCAGCGGAGAGCCGCCUGGAGACGACGCGGCAGAACCUGGAGGCCGCGGUGCGGGAGCGCGCGGAGGAGCGGCAGAGGAACGACGCGGAGGCGGCGGAGGCGCGCGAGCGGAUCGCCGCACUGGAGGCGGAGUCGAAGGAGCAUGCGGAGGACGCGCAGGCGGCGCGGGCCGAGCUGGACCGGGCGCGGAAGGAGCACAUGGGCGCGAUGGAGGCCGCACGGGCGCUCGCGGCGGAGGAGCUCGCGCGCGAGGCGUCCGCGGCGUCCGCGGCGCUGGCAGCUGCGAAGGAGGAGGGAGCGCGGGCGGCGGAGGAGGCGGCGGCGAAGCUUGCGGCCGCGGAGGGCGAUGCGGGCGACCGGGAGCGGGCGCUGCGGUCCGAGAAGGAGGACCUCGAGAGGCAGAUCGCGGAAGGAGUCGCGAAGAUGCAGGCCGCCGAGAAGACCAUCGAGGGCCUCGGGAAGCAGCUGGAUGCCGCGAACGCGACGGUUGCCAGCCGCGACGCGGACCUGCGCGGCGCGGAGGACCGUGCUGCUGCGCUGGCGGCGGAGCGCGACGCGCAGAGCGGGCGGGCUGCGGCGGCGGAGGCGGACCUUGGCGCGGCGCAGACGGAGAUCGCGUCGCUGUCAGCGGCGCUCGAGCGCGCGGAGGGGCGCGCGAAGGCGCUGCGGCAGGACAUGGACGCUGCGCAGGUGGAGGUGGAGGCGUCCCGCGGCAAGGUGGCGGCGCUGGAGAGCACGCGGAACGAGCUGGAGGUGCGGCUGCAGGCGAUGACGCACGAGAUCGAGCGCGCGAGCGAGCGCGUGCAGGACCUGGAGGCGGAGCUUGCGGGGGCGCGGGAGGGCGCGGGGCGCGAGCGGGCGGCGCAGGAGCGGGCGGAGAGCGCGGAGGCGGCGUGGGAGGAGCUGCGGGGGCGCGCGGAGGGGCUGGAGGCGCGGGAGGGGCGGCUGCGGGAGGAGGCGGAGCGGGCGACGGCGCAGGCGGAGGCGCUGCGAGAGAAGCUCGCAGCGCAGACGCGCGCCGUCGACGACCUGCGCGCGGAGCUGGAGAUGCGUGCGUCCCAGAUCGACACCGCGGCGCGCCACCGCAAGGAGGCCGAGGCCGAGCGCGCCCGCCUCGAGCGCGCCCUGUCGGAGGCAAUGACCCGCACGUCGCACGUCGAGGCCGAGCUCGCGGAAGCGCGCAAGUCGGUGCUCGCGGUCGAGGCGGCCCAUGCAGAGGUCGAGGCAGCGCGGACCGAGCGCGCCCGCACGGAGGAGCGGUGUGCGGAGCUCGAGCGGCGGCUGGUUGCGGCACGUGGACAGUCGCGGCGCCUCGGCGGGGACGACGACGCGUUCGGGACGCCCGCGCGCGGGGACAGCACGGCGUCGAUCGCGAUGGCGCGGCGCGUCGCGGAGCUCGAGCGCGCCCUCGAGGCAGCGCGCACUGCGGUGCCUGCGCCGGUUGUUGACGAGGAGGCCGUCCGCCUGCGCGCGGACCUGGAGGGCGAGCGGGAGCGGACGGCGGCGCUCGAGAAGCAGGCGGCGGAGCUGCGACAGCGCGAGGAGGCGCUGAUGCAGACGGUGCAGCGGCUGAACCUGGAGAAGCGGCGGUUGGCGGCGGCAGGGGCGGGGGCGGGCGCGCAGGCGGCGUCGAUGCCGACGGAGCAGGUAGCGGCGUACGAGCAGGAGAUCCGGAAGGUGAAGCAGGCGCACAUCAAGCUGCAGGCGCUGCAGCACCGCAUGAAGGCGGAGUUCCUCAAGCAGGGGUGGUCGGAGGAGAACGCGGAGAGGCUCGAGGGGGUGCUGUCGAAGGAGUACGACAACGCCGUGCUCGAGGGGAAGCUGCGGAAGCUGCAGCAGGAGGUGCAGGCGCUGCGCGCCGGGCGGGGCGUGGGGCUGCAGGCGUCGUCGACGCGCGCCAACGCUGCGCAGCUGUCGCCGGGGAAGGCUGCGGGCGGCGGACGGGUGCGGGAGGCGCGGGGCGGCGCUGUGGGGACUGGGAAGGAGAACUGA
Messenger RNA from Pedinophyceae sp. YPF-701, 5457 nucleotides. NCBI's taxonomy places the organism in Eukaryota, Viridiplantae, Chlorophyta, Pedinophyceae. The record is from the annotation of a GenBank genome assembly.